Messenger RNA from Ambispora gerdemannii, 2088 nucleotides. Lineage: Eukaryota; Fungi; Glomeromycota; Glomeromycetes; Archaeosporales; Ambisporaceae. The record is from the annotation of a GenBank genome assembly.
AUGGUUGCCGAGACCGAACUUGAAAAAGUUAACCAAUUAAUACGAAGCUCAAUUCCAGAUAUUGACGAUGCAAUCGUAGAGUAUGUUGUCGGCUACUUGGAUGAGAUUCCUUCUAUAGGUGACGAUGAAGAUGCAAUUACCGACUUUGUUCGCCCACUUCUUGUUGAUGCUGCUGGUGAUUCUAACAACAUUGAAACACUAUGUGAACAGUUAACAGAGUUAUUUGCCAAUGCUCACCAAACGAGUACUAAAACCCCGCAAGGUCUAAACAAGCUUGCGCAACCAAUUAACAUGCUUUCGAGAGAUUCGGUCUCGGCCACUUCACGCUUAGUUAAUCAGUCCAUAGAUCUGGAAGCUGUUAGCGGUCGAAAAAUCGAAACGAGGGUGGAUACAAAAAGGCUUGAAAAAGCCGAAGCUAAAAUUAAAGCCAAGUUAGAAAAGCGUGAACGAAGGUCAAAUUAUGAAGCUAGUAAAUUAAUAAACAAGAAAAACGACGCGGAAUUUUAUAUACAAGUCAACCCGAUUCUAGAUUAUACUUCAACAAAGGGAAAAAUCAAGGACGUUAAAAUCGAAAACUUUGACAUCUCGUUUGCUGGAAAACGAAUUUUAACAAAUUCAAAUCUGACGCUGGUCUAUGGCAGAAGAUAUGGAUUGGUUGGUAGAAACGGUAUCGGGAAAUCAACGCUUUUGAGGACACUUUCUAGACGCGAAAUCAGCGUACCGACACAUAUUAGUAUAUUACAUGUCGAGCAAGAAGCAACAAUUCAAGCGGUAUUAAGUGCUGAUAUUUGGCGAGAGCAUUUAUUACAAGAAGAAAGAACAUUGAAUGAAACUAUAAACUCUCUGGAAAAACAACCGGAAAUUGAAAGUGACAAAGCAGAAUCACGAGCAGCGGCAAUUCUAUCAGGUCUAGGUUUUCCAUCAGAAAAGCAUAAUUAUCCUACAAGAACUUUCUCAGGUGGUUGGCGAAUGCGCCUCGCAUUAGCGCGAGCUUUAUUUUGUCGGCCGGACUUAUUAUUGUUAGAUGAACCGACAAACAUGUUGGAUAUUCCUGCUGUUGCUUGGUUAGAACAAUACCUCAAGAAAUGGCCGAGCACCCUUUUGGUCGUAUCUCACGACAGGGAAUUUCUCGAUGAAGUGGCUACCGAUAUUCUACAUCAGCAUUCUGAACGUCUUGAUUAUUAUAAAGGCAACUUUACGCAAUUCUGGGCGACGAAAGAAGAACGUCGGAAAAAUCAGCAGCGUGAAUAUGAAAGCCAGAUGCAAUAUCGUCAGCAUUUGCAGGAUUUUAUCGAUCGCUGGCGAUAUAAUGCCAAGAGAGGACCGCAGGCUCAAAGCAAAAUUAAGAUAUUAGAAAAGUUACCGCAAUUAGAGCCUCCAGAAAUCGAAAAUAGCGUGACCUUCAAAUUCCCGAAUCCAGAUCCGCUUAGUCCUCCCAUCCUUCAAAUGAAUGACGUUAGUUUUGGAUAUAAACCUAGUGAAACUAUAUUAUCUAAAGUUAAUUUAUCAGUGCAAUUAGAUUCUCGGAUCGCUGUUGUCGGUCCAAAUGGAGCUGGUAAAUCUACCUUGCUAAAACUACUCACCGGCAAUUUGGAACCUCGCGGUGGCUUAGUGCAUCGUCAUGGACGUUUAAGAUUUGCCCUAUUUAUGCAGCACCAUGUGGAUCAAUUAGAUCUUGAUGCUAAUGCGGUCACUUUUAUGUUAAAAAAUUGGCCAGGUAGAAAUGAGGAAGAGUAUCGGCGGCAACUUGGAAACUUCGGUAUAACUGGCAUGACAGGUUUACAGUCUUUGGAAACCUUAUCAGGAGGUCAGAAAAGUAGAGUCACCUUUGCUUGUCUAGGGUUACAGAAUCCACAUAUAUUGAUCUUAGAUGAGCCGACGAAUCAUCUUGACAUGGACUCUAUUGACGCUCUCACUAAUGCACUAAAAGAAUUCAAGGGUGGCGUCAUCCUCGUAUCUCAUGAUGAACGAUUUAUUGAUUCAGUAUGCACCGACAUUUGGGUGUGCGAACAAGGUCACGUUCGCAAGUUUGAAGGCGAUAGUAUAAAGCAAUAUCGCGAGAUGAUUGUUCCUAAAGAUGAGCCCUGA